Messenger RNA from Thecamonas trahens ATCC 50062, 4024 nucleotides. RefSeq lists its product as uncharacterized. NCBI's taxonomy places the organism in Eukaryota, Apusomonadida, Apusomonadidae. The coding region runs from base 1 to 3930 and encodes 1309 amino acids. The transcript is spliced from 4 exons. The record is from RefSeq and is a predicted model, not a curated record.
AUGGUCAUGGUCAGCUUGCUGGUGGUCCUCUCCUCGAUUCGGGUGCGGCAGCACCAGGCGGUUCCCGCAGGCUUCAACGCGGCGGUGGUUGCACAGCUGAGCUCAGGCCCUGGCUCGCCGACCGGCUCGCGAUCGCCAGACUACCUCCCUGUCCAACCACAGGCUUCGCUUCUCUCCAUCGGCACAACUGCAACAACAUCGUCAGAGCUCGAGGCUACAUGGACGACGUCAGCCACCGGGCUGAUGUCGGUUGGUGGCGAGACGACGUCGCAUGGCGAGUCGUGGUACGGAGCCGAGCUGCCGGAAGGCGUGAGGAUCAUUGGGACUGGCGGUGACGGCAGCGUGGUUCCUCUCGAUGGAGGCGCCCCGGGGCUCAGCGCCAAGUCGACGUCGUGCAUGGCGGCGCUGAGGCAGUGGCUCAUUGCCGAGCCGUACCCGGACGUUGUCUCCAAGUCGCGGCAGAUCGACCUGCGCCAUCGAGCGUGGAUGCUACUCAUGCUCUCACUCGUCUGCUGUAUCUUCCAGGUCUCGCACAUCACCUACGACGCCAUUGCUAACCUCCGCCGGCUCCCGGCCUCACACCACAUGGUCAACCUGCUCUUCUUUGGCCUCCUCCUCAUCCCCAUCUGGCUUGCCCGGACCGACCGGCUCGUUGCGGGCUCCAUCUGGUUUGUCUUUGUCAUCACCGCUCUCUUUGCCCAUCGAGUCUUCACCGAGCGCCCGCACCUUGACUAUCUCAUCAUCCCGCUCUUUGUGGCCCACAUCAUUUUCUCGCCGCGGCUGGCCCACCUCGCAUAUCCGCUCCUCGUCGUCACCACCGCCGUCACCGGCUACAUGGCAUACUCACACGUUGACCUGCACUGGCUUGACGUCGGCUCGACCGUCCUCCUCUCAGGCAUCGUUGCCUGCUGUCUCGCCGGCGCCUCGACGCUCCUCCAGCGCAAGCUCGAGGUCAUGCGAACGGCCGAGAUGCGAUACAUGACCCUACUUAAUGGCGGCUACGAGGGCGUCGUCCUCCUCGGCGGCUACACUAUUCUCGACGGCAACCGCUCCAUGCAGGAAAUGUUCCACAUGCGCAUGUCUGCUCUCAAAGGCACCUCCGUCCUCGACCUCAUUGUGGAGACCGACCGCAUCAAGCUUGCGAAGCUCAUCGAGUCGUGCCCACUGCAGCACGCACUGCUGCGGACCGAUACUCAGCCCGACGGGCCGGCCGGUAUGUUUGCCAUCGAAGUCUCAGUCAUCUUCCACCCGGCGACCUCGCACACUGUCUGCGCCUUUCGCACCAUCGAGCACUUUGCUCGCCUCGAAGCCGUCCUCGUCGCCGCCAAGGAAAACGACAUGCAGGCCCAGUACCAGCAGGCUCAGUCGUCCAUCGCCUCGGCCGAGCACAAGUCACGCAUGUACUCGUCGCUCGCCCAUCAGGCCACGGUCCCGCUCCAGACGGUUGUCUCGGCCGUCAAGCUCCUCGACGAGCACUCGCUCGGCGAGGGCGCCCGCCAGUGCGCCCGCCUCGCCACCGAUGCUGCCGACCACCUCAGCUCUAUCAUGUCCUCCUUCCAGUCCAUUGACAACGUGUACUCGGACGACAUGGACCUCGACUCGCGCAUCUUUGACCUCACCACCGUCCUCUCGCAGGUUCUCUCGCAGGUCCGCUCCGUCGUCGCCGCCAAGGCCGUCGACCUCGACGGCUACAUCUCGCCAGACGUUCCACUCUUUGCCCGUGGCGACCCGGCUCGCCUCGAGCUCACCCUCACCACCGUCAUCGAGGCCACUGUCCGCCUCUCCGAGACCUCGGGCUCGGUCAUGGUCUCAGCCAAGGUGUCAUCCGAGGACGAAGCCCGCCAGCUCGGCGCCACUGCGCUUGUCCCGCUCGAGAAUGAGGCUUCGUUCCCGCCAGGCACUUUUGACUCGGCCUCUUACUACCGCAUCGACGUCACCGACUCGUCGCCCGGCAUGGCGCUCAAGGACAUGUCCAUGCUCUUCCAGCCGUUCCAGCACGGCGCCUCGAACAUUGCCAUUGAGACUAUCGGCCUCUACGUCGCCCGCCAGCUCCUACGCAAGAUGGGCGGCCAAAUUGUCCCGCACUCGGUCGAGGGUCAUGGCUCCACCUUUGUCAUGAUUGUCCCGCUCUUCCCAGUCUCCGGCUCGCUCGUCCCGGUCUCAGCUACUGUCCGCCCACCCAAGUGGAUGAACCUCGCCGUUCCGACGGGCAUCGUUGUCCUCUUUGCCAACGACGACCUCCGCAGAACCAUGGGGUCAAUUAUGGCCGACUUUGGCCUCAGCGUCUACUACCACGCCGUCCCCUGGCGUGCCGUUGAUGUCUUUGCCAACGACGAGGUCCCGUUCCUCGUCGUCGAACGCUCCAUGCUCGAGGAGAUUGUUGCCGCUCUUGACGAAGUCGGUCCGCUCAUGCCGUCGGUCGUAUACGUUGUCUCGCCGCCGGUCGAGGAGCUGACUGACCCGCCUGACGUCCGCCACCCAGGCGUCUCCUUUGUCUUUGUCCCUCGCCCGCUGGAUCUCGCCGAGAUGCGUGCCGCCCUUGUCAAGUCGUACGCCUCCAUCUUCACCCACCGCCGGACCGCAAGGUACCUCUCGCUCACAACGUCGACGCUCAUGGCGCUUCCGGGCGACGUCGUCGGCACGCCGUCGGAACUCGGCGCCACGUCGUCGCAGCCCAUCCAGAUCCGCAAGCGUGUCCCAGCCUGUGUCAUUGGCCUUGUUGGCCUCCCGGGGCAUGUUGUCGAGAACCUCAAAGACAGGCUGUACGCCUUUCGAGUCGGCGCCGUUCACGUCUACCCCUCGUUCGCCGAGCUCCGCAGCGCCCGCAAGGCCGUCGCCCUCCACCACAUUGUCUUCUACGACUCGUCGCUCGAUCUGCCAAUCGGCUACCAGGUCGCCUGGUUCCCAGUUGCCAUCGGCCGCAAGCCAGUCCUCUCGGGUGUAUUUACUUUUGCCUCCACCCCAUCCGAGGCCGAGUGCUCGCGCCUCCUCUCGCGGUUCACCGUCAUGCACGCCUCGAAGCUCGCCGACCGCGUCCUCAUUGUCGCGUCGUCGCCCAACAUGCCGUAUCUUGGCAGCCUCCGUGCCGCAGGCUACGACUGCACCAUUGCGUGGAGCGGCGGCUUUGGCGCCAUCGUCGCAGAGCUGAACGUGCGCGGCGUCUCAGUGGUGAGUCUCGCCGAAACCAUCCGGUCGUGGGAGGCCCAAGUCGGGUACGGCAUCACGCCAAUCAUCGCCCUCUCGCCGCCGUGCCACACCUCGGGUGCUGCCCGUUUCAAGCUCGCUGGCGUCACCGACAUGCUCAAGCUCCGCAAGGCUCACUCGACUCUCGUGCCGUGCCUGCAGGGCCGCAUCCAGCGGUCAGAGACCCACCUGCUCCACAAGUCCGCCGAGAAGCGCUACAAGUCCCUCAAGGACCAGUUCACCUCGUACCUCCUUCGUCAAGACUCCAUCUCACGCAUGCCGUCACCGGCAAGCAAGUUCUCGUCCUCCUUCCGCUCCUUUGAUCUCAUCCCGGCCACCCCGUCGGCGGGCUCUCUCCACUCGCGCAACUCGUCGGCCGGCUCGGGUGGGCUGAGCCUGCCGCGCCCGCCGAGCAUUAGCCUGCUCGAGGACGAUCCGCCGCUGGCCCGCACCGGCUCGAGCUCUUCAGCGACUUCGUCAUCGUCAUCGUCGUCGCUCGCGGCUUCGUCCUCGCGGCUCUGUGCCUCGUCGUCGGUUGCCUCCCGCGAUAACGACGGUGAGAGCGGCGGGUGGGAAGAGGUUCCUAUCGUCGCCAUUCCGUUGCCGACUACCAACGCGCCGCGCCGGCUCUCGCAGAUGAUGCUCUCCAGCUCAGAUCCGCCGUCGCCUCACGACGCGGCUGCCCUGCUGGCGUCGUCGUCGUCCGGGGCGUCGUCGACGUUGUCUCAUGAAGAGAUCACAGUUUAAUAGCCCUUAGCGGUUCAGUCGUUCGGACGCGUUGUCGCGCCUCUCAAAGUGAAACUCGAUGAUGCUUGACUUCCAAGUCACCGGCCGACGCUGC